Messenger RNA from Cyanistes caeruleus (blue tit), 4232 nucleotides. The record is from RefSeq and is a predicted model, not a curated record. Lineage: Eukaryota; Metazoa; Chordata; Aves; Passeriformes; Paridae.
UCGGCGGAGCACGUGGGCGGCGGCCAUGGCGGGCUCUCCGGAAGCGGCGGAGGAGGCGGAGCAGGGCCCAGAGCCCCCCGCCGGGGCCGCGGUGCGGCGGGGGAAGAGGGUUACCCCGACAGCCGCAGCCCCGCAGCCAGCCAAGCUGAGCCGCGCCGAGCUCUACAAGCCGCCGACCAGCGAGGAGCUGACCCAGCUGAAGGAGACGGAGGAUCUGUUCCAUUCCAGCCUGCUCCGCCUGCAGAUUGAAGAGCUUUUGAAAGAGGUGACAUUGAAGGAGACGAAGAAGAAGAGGAUUGAUGUCUUCCUUCAUGAAAUUAACAGCCUGCUGAGCACCAUCCCAAAGACUCCAGAAACUGAACUCACUGACCAGGCCUGGCUUUCCAAGGAUGUGAAGGUCCCGUUCCUGCAAGUGCCAUUCAAUGUCAAGGGAAGGUUCCACUUUGUGCCCCCAGCUGAGCUGAAGGUGGUGGGCAGCUACCUGCUGGGCACCUGUGUUAGGCCAGAGAUCAAUGUGGACAUUGCAGUGACCAUGCCACGGGAAAUCUUUCAGGACAAAGAUAACCUGAAUCAACGCUACCACCGGAAGAGAGCCCUGUACCUGUCCCACAUCGCCCAGCAUUUGUCCAAGGAGAAGCUCUUUGGAAGUGUGAAGUUUGCCUACAUGAACAGCAACCAUCUGAAGCCCAUCCUCCUCCUGAGGCCUCAAGGCAAAGAUGAGAAGAUGGUCACUGUCCGACUCCAUGCUUGUCCUGACUCGGGUCUCUUCAAACCCAGCCGCUUCUAUCCCAGCAAGAACAAUGUCCGGACUGCCUGGUUCAUGGAGCAGAGCACCCCCAAAGAAGGAGCCACCGAGCCCGCGACCCCUCACUACAACAACUCCAUCCUCUGUGACACAGUGAUGCACUCCCACCUGCAUUUCUUGUCUAACACAGCUGCAGACUUCCCAGGCAUGAAAGAUGGCCUGGCCCUCCUCAAAGUAUGGCUGAACCAGCGGCAGCUCAGCAAGGGCUUGGGGUGCUUCAGUGGCUUCUUGGUCUCCAUGCUUGUUGCCUACCUGCUGAUGAAGCGCAAGAUUGUCAAGAUGAUGAGUGGGUACCAGGUGUUGAGGAGCACUCUGCAAUUCCUGGCUGCAACUGACCUGAGCGUGACAGGGAUCAGUCUAGCCCAGGAUGCUGAUCCCUCCCUGCCUACCCUGGAUGAUUUCCACCAGGCAUUUGAAGUGGUCUUUGUGGAUCCCUCUGGACUGGUGAAUCUCUGUGCUGAUAUGACUGCCAGCAAAUACCACCAGGUUCAGUUUGAAGCCAAACACUCUAUGGAGAUUUUGGAUGACCGGAUGGUGGAUGGCUUUCAGGUGCUGCUCAUGACCCCAAAGCCCAUGCUCAGGACCUUUGACCACGUGUUCCACCUGAAGCAUGUCUCCAAGCUGCAGGGUACCUGCAAGAAGAUGCAGCUGCUGAAUGAGUUGAUGGAUCGGGGUGGGAACUACGUGGCUGCAGCCCUGCCCUUCGUUGUCUCGCUGCUGGCACGUGGUCUGUCCCAAAGAGCACAGCUUGUGGCUCACUCCCUGCCCCAGAUCCCUGAGUGGCCAAUUGAUGCUGAGCCCCCAAAACACAAGGAUGUUGGGCACCUGACGUUUGGUCUGCUGUUUGUCCCAGAGUUUGCUUCCAGCACACUGGAGAAGGGUCCUCAGGCUGAUCACCCCGAGGCUUUGGAGUUCCGGACCUUCUGGGGAGAGAAGUCAGAGCUGCGUCGGUUCCAGGAUGGCAGCAUCUGUGAGGCUGUGGUGUGGGAGGCCAGCACUGUCUGCCAGAAGCGCCUCAUUCCUGAACAGAUCAUCAGGCACCUGCUGAAGCUCCAUGCUGACAUUCCUGAGUCCUCCAUCUGCUACACAGGAGCCCUGCUGGAAUCUGUGAUCAAGAUUGGGAAAGAGGCACAGGGAACAGGUGAGGAGGCCAUGGUCAGUGUUGUGUGCUCCUACGAUGACCUGAGCCGCAAGCUUUGGAACCUGAAGGAGCUGCCGCUGACGGUGACGGCUGUGCAGGGUGUCCACCCAGCUCUGCGGUACACAGAUGUCUUUCCUCCCAUUCCAAUGAAGCCAGUUUAUUCCUUCCAUAACAAAAGCAAGCACUUGCUAUAUCCUUCGGAGGAGAAGCCCUGCCCGGCCUACAUAACCCCUUUGAAGAUCAUCUGCCACAUGGAAGGCAGUGGCCAGUGGCCACAGGACAAAGGAGCCAUCAAGCGCAUCAAGGCCGCUUUCCACCUGCGGCUGGCUGAGCUCCUCCAGCAGCAGCACCAGCUGGUUUGCAGGCCUGCAGUCACCCACACUGACGUGUACAAGGACGGCUACGUUUUCCGUCUCCAAGUAGCCUACCACCGGGAGCCCCUGAUCUUGAAGGAAGUGAUCACUCCAGAAGGGAUGCUGAAGUACCAGGACACAGAAGAAUCUCGGCAGCUGGAGCUGGAAACGUUGCAUCUGCCCUAUCUAACCAGCUCACUGCAUGGGCUCCAGCAGCAGCACCCUGUUUUCGGCAGCACUUCCCGGCUGGCCAAGCGCUGGGUCAGUGCCCAGCUCCUGAGCGACAGCAUCUCUGAGGAGUGUGUCGACCUCCUUGUGGCGUUUCUUUUCCUCCACCCAGCCCCAUUCACACCACCCAGCUCUCCACAGGUGGGGUUCCUGCGCUUCCUUAACCUUCUGGCAACCUUUGACUGGAAAAACAACCCUCUGAUUGUCAACCUAAACACUGGCCUCACAGAUUCUGAGUGCACAGAGAUCAAGAACAAGUUUGUAGCAGCUCGCUCUCGCCUCCCUGUCAUGUUCCUGGCCACCCCCAAAGACCAGGGGAGCUCCAUGUGGACCCGGGAGCGCCCCUCAGCACAGAUCCUGCAGCGCCUUGUCCUGCUCGCCCGGGAGUCUCUCCGUGCCCUGGAGGAGCAGCUCAUGGCCCCACUCAGCGACCAGGAUGUGAAGAUGGUCUUCCGCCCUCCUCUGGACUUUUAUGAUGUCCUGAUCCACCUGAAUCCAAACCAGAUUCCUCGGCACCUGGAGAGCGUGGACCGGCCGGUGAAAUCAGUUUCCCGUGGCGUGGUGAAGAACAGCUCUGCCACGAAUGUCCUCUUUCCUGUGGUGGAUUAUGACCCCGUGCAGUUGUACCUCCAGGAGCUGAGAGAUGCCUUUGAUGAUCUUGCCUUGUUCUUCUAUGACAAGCAUGGUGGAGAAGUGAUUGCAGUUUUGUGGAAACCUUUGAGUUUUAAGCCUCUGCCUUUUAAGCUCUCAUCAGCCCCAAAACCAUUUGAAAAGUGGAGAUCAGAGUUCUGCUGCUUCUUAGAAGGGGAGGAACCAAGACAGGGCUGCGGCCACAAUGCCUCCAGUCAUCAGCAGAACUGAGAAGGGAAGUAGACUAUCCCAUUCUUGUGGCUUUGGGAUCUUACCAGAAAUACCCAACCCACAAGAAGCCCAGGUCCAGAGUGCCCAUGUCCUCAUUGAUGUAUGGAGCUGUUUUCCAGCUGCACUGUGUGGGCUGGCAAGCCCUAGAGGGUGGUUAAACCAGGUGUGAGGCACGCUGGAGUGAUUCAUGCUGCUUUCUAUGAAGGAAAGACGCAAAGAAACCGGUUACUCAUGGCUUGGAGCUGGCAGCCCAGGCUCUUCUGCUGUCAGUCUCUGGGUGAUUUAUCUCCCCUCUCUUCAUGGCCAGAAGGCAUUGGCCAUUCUGCCUGGCUGCUGUUGUGAAACCCAGUUAUUCACAGUGGUGAAACAGAGGAGGAGAUGCUUGCAUCGGAGCUGAGUCUGGCUGGAUUAAACACAAGGGUUUUGUUUUUGCCACUGUUGGAACCAAGGUCUUUACACCCACCAAAGAGCAGAGCAGAAGCAGCUCUUACUCAGCCUUGUGCUGUGAUCCCUUUUGCAUACUCCUUGUGCUCUGCUUACCAGGCUCUGCUGUGCAUCUGCACACUUGUCAUUCUACCGUACCUCUGGCCAUUAAUUUGCUUCCUGAAUUCCUUUCAGUCUUUGGACUGUGACUCCAGGGUAAACCUUAAAAGGGGCUUGAAAGGUCACUUUUGCACUUUGUUAGCUCUAAAAAUGAGCACUGAUAUUGUUGAGAAGUGAAACUUGUAGAACUGGGUGCAGUGGUGAAGCAGGGUUUGGAUGUGACAAGGCAGGAGAGGCACUUCUCUUGCUUGGGGCUGACAGAGGUUGCAAUGCAACUCUGAGCAGGUGCUCCCAUUUGUGC